Camellia sinensis is the source of this 1086-nucleotide messenger RNA. The record is from RefSeq and is a predicted model, not a curated record. Lineage: Eukaryota; Viridiplantae; Streptophyta; Magnoliopsida; Ericales; Theaceae.
AUGGUUAUGAUGAAGCUACUAACAUGGAAUGUCAGAGGUUUGGAGAGAAAGGAAAAAAAAAGUAAAAUUAAGAGGUUGUUGAAGGAUAGAGGUAUUGAUAUAGCUCUUUUUAAAGAGACAAAGAAGGCCUUCAUGUCCGAAAAGGAGAUCAAAGAGAUUUGGGCUAGGGAUAGAAUGGAAUAUACGACUGUGGAUGCUGAAGGCUCUGCUGGUGGCCUAUUAUGCAUUUGGGAUCCAAGAGUUUUUCAGAUGUCAAGUUGCUGCUGUAAUAGAAGAAAGAUUGAUGAGAGGAAAGUUUGCUCUAGGAGGGAUAAGGGGAUGAAUGAGUUGAAUGAUUUUGUGGAUAGAAGUAAGUUGAAUGAUUUGCCUUUAUUAGGCCGUAGGUUUACAUGGUGUAAUGCUACGGAAGGGGAGAAAUGGAGCAGAAUUGAUAGGGUUUUGGUGGAUCCAAGAUGGGUGGAAUCAUUUAAUUUGAAGUUGUGGGGACUUCCUAGAGUCAUGUCUGAUCAUAGGCGUUUACUGCUUAUGGAAUAUGAGAGAGAUUGGGGCCCUAGGCCCUUUAGUGAAGUGUUCGGUAAUGUAAAUUCUAAGUUGAAGAAGGUCGAGGAUGAGCUUCAUAUGAUUGAUUUGUUAGCAGAGGAAAGAGAGCUUGAAGAGGCAGAAAAAAGUAGAAGAAGAGAGGCGAGAGUUGAAGCUGGAUAUUUAACAAGAAUGGUGGAAAGAUUGUGGUUCCAAAAAUCGAGGCUUAAUUGGAAUUUUUAUGGUGAUAAAAACACAAAAUAUUUUCAUGUGUUAGUGAAAUAUAGGCAGGGGAGAAAUGAAAUCAAUACUCUAACUGUUGGUGAUGUGGUGGUUGAUGAUCCUUGUAGGGUCAAGCUUGAGGUCCUAGCUUACUUUCGGAAGCAAUACUCUGAGGAUUGGCAGAAUAGGCCUGUAUUGGUAGGUCUAUUUAAGUCAGUGAGGGAUAGUCCUUGUUUUGAUAUGCUGGAGGCAGAGUUUAUUGAGGCAGAGGCAUGGGCUGCUGUCAAGGGUUGUGAUGGGAAUAGGGCUCCAAGUCCAGAUGGUUUUAACUUGGCUUGUAUUUAG